AUGCCGAUAAAUGGCUUCCGAGGAAAUCUAUUGCGCCGUAAUGCUGAUGCUGCUGUCCAGCCCAAGUCAAACGCACUUGCACCCAACACACACCAGUACAACACAUCUACGCUUCCAUCCUCUUCCCACAAACCCCCACCCUUGUGCUUACCAUCUACGAUGACCCCGUUCCAUCGAAAGUCUUCGCAAGGCUGGAACUGCCUCAGAAAUGCUACCUCUCAGGCCCCAUACCUUUCACUUUCGUUAUUGAGUUUUCUACCAAUAGCAAAGAGCCAAUCACAAUCGACAAGUUACGCUCACCCCUGUCUGUUUGUAAACGACCUGAAUACCAUCGAUAAAUUGAUCGAAUGCCGCAACGUCGACACAGAAGAGGAAGUCAACUGGUCUGCUUUCUUUGGCUAUUACGACUUCGAUCCCCACCCGUCAUUUCUGGCUGAUGACGAUUUCGUUGAAAUAUCUAUCGACAAGCCCUGGCGUUUCGAAUAUACUUUGGAGAACAUGGUCUGUGAGUACGAUACUGUACGCAGUAUGUUUGGCUUAGAAUCAAGUCAAAAGUACAGUACUAGGAUUGCGGACAGUGCCCUCUCGGCGUUUUCGAGGUGGCAGUAUGGCCGGAAAGAAGAUUUGCUAAGUGGACUUGAAGAGGAUAAGAAGCAGCGAUGGAAGAUCGACCGCGGAAAGCGAGGCAUUCUCGUUGUUGAGCAGAUGGGCGAGCCAGCCGAGUUUGAAGUCCUACCUUGGUCACCAACUCGACGUCCCAACAACGUCUUGCAAGAUCCUGGCUUUACACCGAACACAAGCAUGCAUGGCUUCCACCCGCGUAAAUAG
Molecule: messenger RNA, 828 nt
Organism: Parastagonospora nodorum SN15
Lineage: Eukaryota; Fungi; Ascomycota; Dothideomycetes; Pleosporales; Phaeosphaeriaceae
Exons: 2
Coding region: 1-828 (275 amino acids)
Source: RefSeq, a predicted model, not a curated record